AUGAGCGCACUCCAAACUCGCGGCGCUACCAUGUCGCGCAAGAUACGCAUCACUAUCGUUGCUGCCGACUCGCUGAUCAAGCGGGACAUUCUGCGGUUACCCGACCCGUUUGCGAUUGUGAGCGUGGACGGGGAGCAGAUCCACACCACCUCUCCCAUCAAGCGCACGCUCAACCCGUACUGGAACGAAAACUUUGACAUUACGGUCAAGGACAGCAGCGUGGUGGCUGUUCAGAUCUUUGACCAGCGCAAGUUUAAGAGAAAGGACCAGGGCUUCCUUGGCGUAAUCAAUGUCAAGGUGUCAGAUGUGCUCGACCUCGAGCUAGGUGGUCAAGAGAUGCUCACACUCGACCUCAAAAAGGGUUCCGAGAACGUUACUGUCAACGGCAAACUCGUCAUCUACCUCUCCACCCACACAAACCAGCCCAUCCCCAACCCUGCCCCGUCGAACCCUCCAACCCCCGUAGUGCUUCCCAGCAUCCCGAGCGCCCCGCCCUCGGCGACCAACAGCACCAACAAUGUCCCCACACCCGAGCCUCCAAUCAGUCCUGCGGUCACCCACCAGCAGCCCCAAGUCCCACUGCAGGCCCCACAACAGCCGGCCCAGACAACGCCAACACCCCCAGUGGUGUCUCCGCAGUCGCAAGCCCAUCAGGCUGCUGCAGCAAUUACAGCUGGCACCCACCAGCAGCCAUCCGCCCAGUUCGACUCCCGCUCGGACCAGCUUGGGCCUCUGCCGCCUGGAUGGGAGCGUCGCAUUGACCACCUUGGCCGCCAGUACUACGUUGACCACAACACGCGCACAACGACUUGGAACCGACCAUCCACAGACCAGUCGAGCAACAACUCUGCUCGCAUCGCCGACGACAACGCCGCCCGAUCGCGUCUCAACAACCGCCUCCUGGCUGACGACAUUUUGGAUGCGCAGCCAGGCACUGAUGGUUCGCACACGCCCAACAGCGCGCAACAGCAGUUCGGCCAGGGGAUUCCCGUCAACCAGCAGACUACUGUUGGCUCGGGGCCCCUCCCGGCAGGCUGGGAGCAGCGGUUCACACCCGAGGGCCGACCAUACUUUGUUGACCACAACACUCGCACGACCACAUGGGUCGACCCUCGUCGCCAGCAGCUGCUGCGCGUGAUUGCGCCCAACCAGCCUGGCAUGACUGUCCAGCCCCAGACUGUCAGUCAGCUUGGGCCCCUUCCCUCGGGCUGGGAGAUGCGCCUCACCUCAACGGCGCGUGUGUACUUUGUGGACCACAACACCAAGACAACGACCUGGGACGACCCCCGUCUGCCGUCGUCGCUCGACCAGAACGUGCCGCAGUACAAGCGCGACUUCCGCCGCAAGCUCAUCUACUUCCGUUCGCAGCCAGCGCUUCGCUCCAACACGGGUCAGUGCCACAUCAAGGUGUCGCGCGAGAACAUCUUCGAGGGCUCGUACACUGAGAUUAUGCGCCAGUCGCCCAACGACCUGAAGAAGCGCCUAAUGAUCAAGUUCGAGGGCGAGGACGGUCUCGACUACGGAGGUCUGUCGCGUGAAUUCUUCUUCCUCCUCUCCCACGAAAUGUUCAACCCCUUCUACUGCCUCUUCGAGUACUCAGCGCACGACAACUACACGCUCCAGAUCAACCCCAACUCGGCCGUCAACCCGGAGCACCUGAACUACUUCAAGUUCAUCGGCCGUGCCGUCGGUCUCGCCAUCUUCCACCGUCGCUUCCUUGACGUCUACUUUAUCGCCUCGUUCUACAAGAUGAUCCUCAAGAAGAAGAUCACUGUUGCUGACCUCGAGUCGGUCGACCCCGGUCUCUUACGAGGUCUCACUUGGAUGCUCGAGAACGACAUCACCGGCGUCAUUGAGGAGACGUUCUCGAUCACCGAGGAGCACUUUGACGAGAUUGUCACAAUCGACCUCAAGGACGGUGGCCAAAACAUCGACGUCACGGAGGGCAACAAGAAGGAAUAUGUUGAGCUGGUGACAGAGUACCGCAUCCAGCGCCGUGUCAGGGAGCAGUUCGAGCAUUUCAUGAGCGGCUUCAACGAACUCAUCCCGCAGGAGCUCAUCAACGUCUUUGACGAGCGCGAGCUCGAGCUCCUCAUCGGCGGUAUGUCCGACAUUGACAUGGACGACUGGCAGAAGCACACCGACUACCGCGGAUACAACCCCAGCGACGAGGUCGUCGACUGGUUCUGGAAGAUUGUGCGCUCGUGGCCCGCCGAGCGCAAGUCGCGUCUCCUCCAGUUCACCACCGGCACGUCGCGUAUUCCUGUCAACGGCUUCAAGGACCUGCAAGGCUCGGACGGCCCUCGCCGCUUCACUAUCGAGAAGGCCGGCGAGAUCACGCAGCUGCCAAAGUCUCACACUUGUUUCAACCGUAUCGAUCUGCCCGCGUACAAGACUUACGAGGCGCUUGAGCAGAAGCUCACCCUUGCUGUCGAGGAGACCGUCGGCUUCGGCCAGGAGUAA
Messenger RNA from Cutaneotrichosporon cavernicola, 2463 nucleotides. RefSeq lists its product as uncharacterized. Gene Ontology annotation, biological process: protein polyubiquitination; ubiquitin-dependent protein catabolic process. NCBI's taxonomy places the organism in Eukaryota, Fungi, Basidiomycota, Tremellomycetes, Trichosporonales, Trichosporonaceae. The record is from RefSeq and is a predicted model, not a curated record. Gene Ontology annotation, molecular function: ubiquitin protein ligase activity; protein binding. The transcript is spliced from 5 exons. The coding region runs from base 1 to 2463 and encodes 820 amino acids. Gene Ontology annotation, cellular component: cytoplasm.